AUGGACUCCUACGUUGAAGUCGAUAUGAGUGACGUGGAGACAGGCUCAGAUAUUGAAAACUAUUACGAUGCAGAAGAAUUUGAUGAUUUUAUAGACUACGGAGACGAAGAAGUUACUAAAAUUAAGCUACCAAAGAAACACGAGACAAUUGCAGGACAGUCAGCAGAUCAACCCAUUGAAAUAGACCAUGACAAAGGUAGUGCAGAGGGGGGAGUAGUGGAAGAAGAGGAAGAAGAGGAAGAAGAGGAGGAAGAAGAAGACAGGCUAAGAUCUUUAUCAACGACUCUAAAGCCAAAUGAAACUCAUGCACAAAAAUUAUUGCGUGCACAUAUCGCCAUCUUGGUAUCUGCAUUGGGUGGUGUUGACCAUACAUCAGAAGUCAAACCCCCUCCAUAUAAACUAGGUCAUGAUGCAUUGGCGUGUCUAAAAGAUAUAAAAAGAUGGAUCAGGGCUGUUGAUGAAAAACAAAACAACUAUGAAGUAGCACUCGCUUGUGCUGAUUGUGGAUUAAUUCAAAAUGAUAUCUUGGUCAUACUUUGUCAAUGGGAGCAAAAAAUGGCCAAAAAGGAGAUAAUCAGAAACAAGACUUCAAUGGAGAAGAUAAUGCUUUCGUGUUUGGAAAUACUUGUGCUUUUAACGUGGCCAGUGGAUUUUGACAAGAAUUUGUCAGACAAUCAAAAAUUGUUGUAUGCAAAUAUCAGAAAAAUUCACGUCCUGUACAAGAAACACAUUUUAACCUACAAUGGUGGACAAUUGUUGAAAGCAGUGAUUAGACUAGUACUACCUGUUCUACAAAAAUCAAAGAUCGAUCGAGAACCUCGUGAAAAUCAAAUCCUACGACUUGUAUUGUACCUUGUUAGAAAUAUUUUAGCCAUUGAACCUGCAACAUCUUCAAUUUCAUCAAAAGCAAGAAACACAAUUGUCGCAUCGGCAGAUUUACCUAGUGGUGUUUCUCAAGAUGACAUUUCGAUAAACAAUGUCUUAAAAGUGUUUAAAAGGAACAAGGUCCUUAUGCUUUUGUUAACUAUCUCAGGAUCAAUUAAUGUUGAAUUUGAUAAGGAAUUGUUUGGUGAAGUUACACUUGAGUGUAUUUACUUGAUGAUAAAAGGGAUUGAGGCGAAGGAUGUACUUGUUCGUCCACCUCCAUUACCAUAUGCUCCCAGCGUAUCGACUGAUGCAUCUGCACCAUUGGCACCAUUGUCGAGCACAGUAGGAAUGCAAUUGCUGGAUCUACUAGCAACUGAAGCUAGAAAGAAACAAGCACAAACCCUGAAAAUUGCCACCAGACAUGGUAAGUUUGGUACAUUAUUAUCCAUUCGUUCUUCAGAUGCAACUUCCUACGUGGUAUCUGGAGAAGAAGCGUUGGCAAAUACUGAUGGAACUUUGGACAAACUAGACAAGUCGAAGACUUGGAAGAAUCCGAAUCAUUUCAAAUACGAUUCCGAUGACUAUGUACAGACGAGCUCACCCGUGUAUCUCACAGCUCAAGGCCGACAUAUUUUUUUUGAGUUUAUUGAUGAAUUUCUAUCAGGUGGUUGUUUCAAUAACUUGAUUGAAGUAAUGGCAUCGAAACUUACAAGUCAAUCGGAAUAUUCAACCGUAGAUGAUCUAUCAAAUGCCAGUUAUUUCUUCACUAUUGCAUGGUUCUUGAACUAUCAACGAGAACAAAUUAUGCUAAACAAUACAGCGUCGUUUGAUUUUGGUUCCGUUAGGGCAGCAUUGAGUGAAAUCAAUUUCAUUUUGAUUGUAACUUAUUUUCGUGACUCAUUUGCGAAGAAAUCAUGGAACUCGCUACAUGUGGCCAUGAUUUGUUUUAAAGAAUUGCUUCAAAUAUCGAACUCGAUAUUUGGAAAAAAGAGAACUACCACCGAUGAAGAAGAAGAAGAUACUCAAUAUGAAAUUGAUCGUGAGUUGGCUGAAGGUAUAAUUAGGAAAUUAUUUUCAUUCAACGAUUUUCUAAACAUUUUAGUGUUGAUCCCGCAAUCAGCAUUCAAACAUUCACCGCGAUUUUUGAAACAGUCAAUCCAUGUGAUCACCAUCAUUUUGAAAUCGUUUGAGUCCUUUGCCAAGGAGGAUUUACAACUUUAUGUUCAAACUAAACGGAAACAGGGUAAACAAAACCGCAAACGAAUUAACGAAUUGAAUCGAGAUACAGAUGCAAAACUCUCUGCAGCCAUUUAUGAUUCUGACGAUGAAGCCAUUGCUGAAAAUAUACGUGAGGUUACUCGAGAACGGAGAUUGAAUUUUCAAGCUACUGAAGUGAGGUUUUUCCAUCAAGCUAUCGUUACUGCAUAUAUUGAAUAUUUGUCUCGAUUCCAAGAUUUGACUCAUGAUGAUAUCAAAAUAUGUUUGAGCUAUUUCCAUAAAUUGUUUGUUGUUAGAAAGGAUUAUAACGGGUUGUUUCGGUUAGAUUUUAUGCAGAUGUUGCACAAAUUAAAGAGCCAUUUACCAAGAGGUUCGUCAAUUAGAUUGAAAGUGGAGGAGUUUAUCUAUUAUUUUAUGAAAAAAUUCAAAGUGGCUCUUGGUCGGUUCCCCAAUAUAAUUGAAGUCUUGUUCCCCAGGAUCGAGGAGAGUGCUUGCAAGUGUUAUUUAUCAACUGGCGAUUUAUACGAGAAGGAGGAUUUGUUGGAACGAAGAUUUGAACGUAAGCUCCAACAGCAAGGCGAUGGUGAUAAAGCCUACAAAGGAGAUGGUGAAGAAGAUGGUGAUGGUGAUGGUGAUGACGACGACAUUGCAUUUGAAUUGGAUGCUAAUCCAAAUUCGUCAAGACAACACGGAACUGAGUUAGAUCUAUUGGAUGAAUUGGAAGCUCAAUUGAACUCACAACAUCAACCACGAUCCAAGAACUUGGAACCAGGUAAAGCCCACAAGAGAAGAUCAAAGACAAAGACCAAACCGAGCAAGAGUAAUGAGACUUCGAGAAGAAGAAUAAUUCCCGCGGGUUUACUUGAAGAUUCACAGCCAGCGCGAUCAGCUGAAUUUGUUCAUGACUCAGAUGAUGAUUCGGAUGACGAACGACAUCAAGAAUUUUUCGUUCGUGAGGAAAGAUUAAGGAAAUUAUUGAAUGAAAUUGGAAGCAUUACCAACAAUGAAAAAUUGGAAGAGUUUAAAAAAGUAUGGCUGGUGUAUUCAAAGAAUGGGAACAAGGAAGUUGCAAAUGUUGUAAACAAUGCAGUCGAGGAGGUAUCAUUGUUUGUUGAGGAAGAAGAAGAAGAAGAUGAUGAUGAGGGAGAGAAAGAGGAAGUGGAAGAGGGAGACCUCACGCAAAGUCACACAGUGAACAACGCAUUGCUUGAAAGUGAGGACAGUGACCCCCGUCAAAGCGAGGAGGAAGACGAACCGGAUCACUCUUCUUCCAAUACAUCCGAUAUGGAUUCCGACAACAACAACAAACGUGCACAGACCGAGGAACAUCCAGAAGCUAUCACAAGAAAGAGGCGACUUGUCAUAAGUGAUGACGAAGAUGAUUAA
This is a messenger RNA of Lodderomyces parapsilosis, 3471 nucleotides long. It is a transcript of the gene YBL053, whose product is annotated as Ybl053p. Gene Ontology annotation, biological process: replication fork arrest; DNA repair; DNA replication checkpoint signaling. Lineage: Eukaryota; Fungi; Ascomycota; Pichiomycetes; Serinales; Debaryomycetaceae. Bases 1 to 3471 code for a protein of 1156 amino acids. The record is from RefSeq and is a predicted model, not a curated record. Gene Ontology annotation, molecular function: DNA binding. Gene Ontology annotation, cellular component: replication fork protection complex. The transcript has a single exon.